AUGGAAACAGGCUCUGAAGAGCUAGAGCCAGACGGUGACGUCGAAAUGACUGAGGACGAAGAGGGCAUGCAGUGUUCAGAACAUGCGAAGUUCCUCCUCAUUUCUGAUGUCUCUGACUUACGACUGAAGUAUAAGAACCAUUUGCAACAAAUCUCCUCGUGUUACUGUUAUUACUUCGGAUGUGACGACAGGAGAGCCGUACAGCUUUACAUUGAUACUUUGGAACCUGAACUUUACCUUUGA
Cooperia oncophora is the source of this 243-nucleotide messenger RNA. The record is from the annotation of a GenBank genome assembly. Lineage: Eukaryota; Metazoa; Nematoda; Chromadorea; Rhabditida; Trichostrongylidae.